Messenger RNA from Caenorhabditis remanei, 1644 nucleotides. RefSeq lists its product as uncharacterized. The record is from RefSeq and is a predicted model, not a curated record. Lineage: Eukaryota; Metazoa; Nematoda; Chromadorea; Rhabditida; Rhabditidae. The transcript has 11 exons. The coding region runs from base 1 to 1644 and encodes 547 amino acids.
AUGGUGUUUUCAUCAAAACUUGCAUAUUUUUCGUUGUUAGCUGUUUUAUACAUCACCGUGUGCACUUCCGAGGCAAAGAGAACCUUUAAACACCACAAUGCUACCUCUCCACAUCCACGUCAUCCAACAAAACCAAGGAUUUCAAAUACAAACACUCCAAGAAAGCCAUUCAAUUUCCCCACAGCAACAGUCACAGCGCCUCCCACUCCUCCCCAUCUGAAUCUGAAUCUCUCAACGACUACAGAACCACCAUUGCCACUUUUCACGCCAGGAGUCAGAAUCCAUCCUGAGUUUGCAGAUCGUCACUGCUUUAUAGAUGAGAAAUUGAGAAAAGAGGUUGAGCUAUUCCACGUCAUCGGAGUUCGCAAUGCCGACGCCAAAAUGAUGAUUGCUGGUCCCCAUGACAGUUUCAACUUUCGCUUUUUCGAGGCGUCUACAGUAACCGCGAGUACUGUAGAAAUCACAACUCCGAUGUCUGUCAACGACUCGACGAGCACAACUGAUUUCUCCACUUCUUCAACAGCAUCUGAGAACUCCACGUCGCCUGAUAUUUCUAACACUACAGACCCCAACACUAUUCUGAACUCCACACGCGACCCAUUUUUCAAUCUGAUGCCACCGAAGAAAGUUACAAAACCUAUUCAAAAUUUUAAUACUGCAUUGGACCAAGUAUUCACUGAUGACAUCACUGUAGCAUGGGAUGAGGCUGCUCAAAAGUUUCAUUUUGUGGUUCCAGACAAGGCUUUCCGGCAUUAUGAAAUCACCUACAAAGUCUACCAGGACAUGACCACUCAUGAUGACCGAACUCUCGCUUUCCGUGUAUUACCACCACCAGCCAUGAGAUCCCGUAAUCUGACAGAGCCCUACACGUGUCAUUAUAAUGUGAAAAAUAACUGCACGAUGUGUGUUUCAAUCGACGACCGUCUGGUGACAGUUGGCUUAUAUAGAAAACAAGAGGAAGUCAAAGAAACCCGAUUCACCCUUCCCAACUAUUUGAGUUUCGACAAAUUCUUCUCGUAUGCAGAUGGUCAAGGGGAUGAUUAUAUACUGAUACAUCAUCGAGGACAAUGGAUUUAUCGAAUCAAUUAUCGGAUGUAUUUGUUGGAUCAGAACAUGUUUUUCAAAGUUUUCCAGUUGAAAACUCACGACGCCAUCUUCGAAUUCGACGAUUUCGAGCAUGCCGAUGAAUUCGGCCUCGUCACAAGAUACGCGGACUACGAUGGACACUAUCGAUACUAUUAUUCGCUGUUCAAUGAGAUCUCAGGUCUCACCACCUAUUGUGUUCAUGACAAGUAUAUCGACGGACGUUUGAUGAUUAUUGGAAGAGAGAAAAUUGAGCCGAUUAAGACUGCUACCGAAGCCCUCCGCCAAACUUUGAAUAUUGAAAAAGGAGAGGAAUACGAGUUCCCAACGAUGCUCCGUGUACUUUUCUAUUGCUCCUUGGUCUACUUAUCCAUAUUUUUGACCAGUCAAAUGAUUCCAUACAAAAAACAGGAUGUUAUGAGAGAUUUGCGCCACACGGAUCGAGAAAUCCAAAGAUUGGCACCGGUUAUCGAGUCGGUUAUGAAAAAAGUACACGCGUUUUUGGAGGGUACGAAGAAGGAAGGAACAAAGAAGAAGGAGAAAGUUAAGAAAAAUAAAUAA